Molecule: messenger RNA, 1899 nt
Organism: Paramecium tetraurelia
Lineage: Eukaryota; Ciliophora; Oligohymenophorea; Peniculida; Parameciidae
Exons: 2
Biological process (GO): epithelial cilium movement involved in determination of left/right asymmetry
Cellular component (GO): ciliary basal body; centrosome
Molecular function (GO): protein binding
Source: RefSeq, a predicted model, not a curated record
AUGGAUUAAUCGUUUAACGAUCUCAAAUUUCAAUUAUAGUAAGAGCUAUAAAAGGAAGGAAUGGUUGAAAAUAUGAAAACAUAGCUUAGAUACAAGUUACUGGAGAGACUGUAAAUGCAAUAAAAGAAAAUUCCAUCCUCCGAUAAAGUAUCAGAAAGUGAGAUGUUACUAAAAAGAGUGUUAGCUAGUGCAGUGGCAGAUUAUUUACGAGAGGCAAGAAUGGAUUAUUCAUUGUCUGUUUUUGUACCAGAAACCACUUUUGGAGCAGCUUUAUUGAAUAAAGAGGAAUUGAAAAUACUUUUGAAAAUUGAUAAUUUAUAAGGAUCAAUUUUGUCAUAAAUGUUUAGUGAUAUAUUGCUUCUUAAGCCUAAGGAACCACUGAAAUCCAAUGCAGCCACUUAAACAUUUUAUGGGGAUGCUGUAAUAAAUUUGGAACAGAAAUUAAGCAUGGUAGAUAAUAUGUACAAAAGCAAAAUUGAAAAUGAACUGCUCAAACCUUAGUAUGAUAUGGAGGAACGAAUUCUGAAGAUGAAGAGAGAAUAUGAGCAACGUUUGAAAACGGAAAUAGCCACAGAGACGACCAGAAUCAGAGAGUUUGAGGCCUAGCACAUUAGGUUGGAGGAGGCUGAUAAAUACAGAUAAAAAUUAUAGGAUUACAGGGAGGAAUUAGAGAAGAAUUUCUAAGAGAAAUUAAAUGUUUUGAGGGAAAGGGAAAAUGAAACAUUAAAGAUGGCUGCAUAGAAAACAAAAGAACUAGAGUCUUUGAAUUAUUAGUAUAGAUAAAAGAUUUUGAAGGAACAUGAGAUAAUUAAGUUAAAAGAAUAGGAAAUAGAGAAAUAGAGAAUUGCUAAUGAGGAGAGCUUGAAAUUCUAGAAGGCCAAAUUGGAUGUAAUGGAAAGAGAUUUGUCUAAGAAAUUGGCUGAUGCAAAUGGCAAUGAGGAUGUGAUUCGCAGAAAGUAUGAGGCAUAAAUACAUGCAGCCAAAGCUUCAGCUGAGACUGAAUUCUAUGAGGAGAGAGAAUAGAUUAGAAAUAAACUAAAAUAGCUAGAGGGAGAUCUAAGGAAUAUGGAGAAUUUGAAGUCAACUAUUAAGACUUUGUAAAGGGAAAAUGAACAAAUGGUGGAGGAAAAUAAAAAGUAUGUUGAAUAAGUAAGAGAAGUUAAAAAGAGAAGAAAGGAAAUGGAGUAUGAAUAUGAAUAAAUGAAAGAAAAUCUAAGAGCAGUAAGUGAUGCUCAGAGAAGAGAUUAGGAAUUAUGUAGAAAAUAUGAAACAGACAUAAGAUUGAAAGAGGAAGAGAUGACUUUAUAUAAAACAACUAUCAAUCACAAGGAUGGAAUGUUGAAUGAUCACAAAGUACUGUAAUAGGAAUAGGUCAAAAAGUUAUAAAAAGAAAUUGAGCAAUAUUAGAAAAAGGUGGAAGCACAAGAACUCUUGAUCAAGGAUUUGUAGGUUAAAGAGAAUCAUUCGCCUAACUUUGAUAUUCAAUCUGCGUUAUUUAAGGGAAACAUUGCUGAUUCACAAUUGAUGCAAUAUAAUUUCUAGGAUCACAGUAAUAAAAUGAAGCAAAUCAACAAUGAAUUAGAUGAGAAUAGGAUGAGAAGAAGAGAAGAAAUAAAGAGAUUAUAAGAGAAUGCUGUUGUAUCUUUGAAUACUGAACCUGCUUUGAAAUUCGAUAAUGUUUGGGAUGUUUACAACAGUUCUGUCAAUUAUUCUUAGGUUGGUGGAUUGCAAUAUAGAUCCAAGUUGCAUGAAGAUUACUAGGGUGGUAAGAUAUUUUAGACUGGAGAGGAUGCCCAAUCUUAAGUUGUUUAGAGUGGUGUAUUUUAAAAGAAGCCAGGAUAGGGAACACAGUAAUAGCAAUCCAAUAUUAUCGAGGAAACAUAUUCAGAACUUAUGUGA